UUACCGGAUACUUCGCUUUACAAACUGUGCAGCGACAGGAACAUCAAGUUAAACAAACAAAUUAACCUUCAUCUAUGGGAUCAUAAUGUACAGUGACACAAAAAGGGCUUAAGCAAGCCUUCGUUGAUUUUAAUGGACUACAAAGGACAAAAGAGGUUCUUGUUAUCACUAACGAAGAACCUUCUGCUAAGUAAAGGAUUCCUUCUACGGGUUGGCUGAGUUCAGCGACCCUUGUGGAAUACGCAUACGUGGUCCACAGUUCUCCAACUGACAUUUCUGCCAUGUUUUCUGUAUAUAUCUAUGUUUUUUUACUGGAGAUAUGUUCCAUAACACCCAGGCGAGUCACUUCAAAAGAAAUUAACGUUUUGGACGACAAAGGCACAAACCAAAGGGAACGUUUGUUCACUGUACACGAGUUUCAUUACUUGAACGUGCUUCAAGUUGGAGCGCCUAUGGUGUAUGACGACUUAGACUGCACCUUCAAAUGCCUUCACCAUCCUUCAUGUAUUUCUGUGAAUCUGGCCGCUGAAGGAGGACUGUGGUGUGAACUACUAUCGUCUGAUAAGGACAGCAACCCCGAGGAGUUCAGACAAAACAAGAGUUCACAUCAUUAUUACAUCAUCUCACCUUGUUCAAACAAUCCGUGCCACAAUGGAGGGACUUGCGUGGCUUUCAAUGAUGAAGAGACGUUCAAAUGCGUAUGCAAAAGCGGUUUCAUCGGAGAACAUUGUGAGAGAGACAUUGAUGAGUGUUCUGCAGGAAAACACAACUGCAGUGCUAAAGCUGUAUGCAGCAAUAACAAAGGAUCGUACUGCUGUAAUUGUAAAUCGGGAUAUUCUGGAGAUGGACGAACUUGUGAAGAUUUCGACGAAUGUUCAACCACUGAAACCCAAAACUGCAGUGCUGAUGCUGUGUGCAGCAAUACCAGGGGAUCGUACAAGUGCUUUUGUAAACCUGGAUACUUCGGUGAUGGAUGGACUUGCGAAGAUGUUAAUGAGUGUUCUGCAGGAAAACACGACUGCAGUGCUGAUGCAGAGUGCAAUAACACCAAGGGAUCGUACCACUGUACGUGUAAACCUGGAUAUUCUGGAGAUGGACGGACUUGCAAUGUAUCGACGUGCAAAGAAAUUCACGCCAAGAAUAUAUCGAACGUGAGUGGAAUAGUGACGCUGUACCACGAUUCAAACCCGGUUUCUGUUUACUGUCACAUGACAAAUUUUGGUUGUGGAGAUGGAGGAUGGACUCCAGUUAUGAAAACUGAUGGCAACAAGGUGACUUUCCACUAUAAUUCAAGCCACUGGAUUAGCAAGUCUGCCUACAAUCUUCCGGGAGGUGAGACUGGAUUUGACUCACAUGAGACCAAGUUACCAACUUAUUGGAACACACCCUUCGAGAAGAUCUGUCUAGGCAUGAAGACCGAUAACCAAACUAGGUUCAUCGUCAUCAAUAGGAAGGCUGUCUCUCUACACUCACUGAUUGCUGACGGGAAAUAUCGCAACACGUCACUAGGUCUCAACACUUGGAAAUCGCUGAUUGCCUCAAACGCCUCUUUGCAGACUAGCUGUGUUAGAGAAGGGUUCAAUGCUGUGUGUGGCAACCAAAAAGCGUCAAAGGCGAGAAUUGGUAUCAUUGGUAACGAUAAAGAGGCGUGCAGCGACUGUGAUUCUAGAAUAGGAUUUGGAACAGGAGGAUUUCAAGAUGAUUCUAACACUUGCGGAAACGAAGCAACAUACCACUCUGACAAUGGAAGUAAGCACAUCAAAGCCAUGGGAUACAUCUUGGUGCAGUAACUCUAACUCCCUCCCUACCCUUACUACAACUGAAACGAUCCAACUGUGCGCUGAGAUACCAGCACCCUUAAAUCUAGCUUCAUAACAAUUUCGAAAAGCGCUCAUAGAACGUCUUCAUAGUAAUAAAACCAUUUGAGUAGUGAUCUAAAGUUAUUAAAUACCCUUCUAACAUAUCGAUGCAAUUAGAGACAGUUUCGAAUGGCGCCUCUAUAAAGUCCUAUAGGACUAAAAACAAGAAAAUUUAAGUGGCCAUGAAACAUACUAUAAUUACUUCACAAUGGCUGAAACAUAUUUGAAACCAUCCAAUUAAGGCCAUUCUACUCGGAGACAAAAUCACAAAGAUCUAUUUCACUCUCCCCACCUUGUAUCUAAUAGAGGCUUUCUUCCCUAAAACUCACCAAAGCUGCCGGAUAACCCAGCCUAUGGCCACUUCCGUUUCCGGAAAGGAAUGAAAGAACAAAAGUACAAAAGGACCUGUGAGUUAAGUCAUUGGGUAUAGAAAAAAAAUUGCGCAAGUCGCUGCAGUGACACCCACCCUUCUUUCCUUGGGAAGGCUUUUCCUUAAAUCAGUUUAAUGAAAUAUUACGUACUCCCAUAUUUUGAGCCAGUGAGAGGGUCACAAAAGGGCGAGAAAAGAUCGAGGGCUAUUGAGUAGAGUAGAGGCUUGAAACCCUAUGCUUACUCUGAUUCCCUCUUUUACUGCCAGCUUGUUUGGUCACCCCCACUGCUGUGAGACAAAGACGGGUGAAAGUAAGCGAAAGAAGCCCGUGGGUUCAUCAAACGAACACAAAAGCAAC
Messenger RNA from Stylophora pistillata, 2587 nucleotides. RefSeq lists its product as uncharacterized. Gene Ontology annotation, molecular function: calcium ion binding. The record is from RefSeq and is a predicted model, not a curated record. Lineage: Eukaryota; Metazoa; Cnidaria; Anthozoa; Scleractinia; Pocilloporidae.